Stylophora pistillata is the source of this 369-nucleotide messenger RNA. RefSeq lists its product as uncharacterized. NCBI's taxonomy places the organism in Eukaryota, Metazoa, Cnidaria, Anthozoa, Scleractinia, Pocilloporidae. The record is from RefSeq and is a predicted model, not a curated record.
AUGGUAACAGAUAAUGGGCCGCAGUAUUCCAAUGCACAUUUUGCCAAGUUUACUCGUGAAUGGGAAUUUCAGCACACUACAAGUUCACCAUUACAUAGCCAAAGCAAUGGAAAAGCCGAGUCUUUUGUCAAAAUUGCAAAGAAUCUAGUAAAGAGGGCAAAGCGAGGUAACAAAGACCUCCAGAUGUCCUUGCUCGAGUGGCGCAACACACCUGACAGUAAUGGACCGGGCCCAGUCCAAAAAUUGAUGUCUCGAAGGACUAGGACUACCAUUCCAACAAAUGUAGCAUUGCUGAGGCCAGAGGUCAUAGAUGACAAACAUGCAAACAUGCAAAAUCAUUGCCCGAGCUCCAAGUGGGAGAACCAGUAA